Myotis brandtii (Brandt's bat) is the source of this 4675-nucleotide messenger RNA. RefSeq names its product solute carrier family 26 (anion exchanger), member 9 (gene SLC26A9). The transcript has 21 exons. NCBI's taxonomy places the organism in Eukaryota, Metazoa, Chordata, Mammalia, Chiroptera, Vespertilionidae. The record is from RefSeq and is a predicted model, not a curated record. The coding region runs from base 86 to 2470 and encodes 794 amino acids. Gene Ontology annotation, molecular function: bicarbonate transmembrane transporter activity; oxalate transmembrane transporter activity; chloride transmembrane transporter activity. Gene Ontology annotation, biological process: transmembrane transport. Gene Ontology annotation, cellular component: membrane.
GACACCUUUCAGCCGCCCGCUCCCAGGCACACCUGCAGCCCUGCCCCGCGGCUCUGCUCACCCACCGCCUGUAAAUGCCCCAGACAUGAGCCAGCCCAGGCCCCGCUACGUGGUGGACAGAGCUGCAUACUCUCUCACCCUCUUCGAUCAUGAGUUUGAGAAGAAGGACCGGAAGUACCCACUGGGAGAGAAACUUCGCUAUGCUUUCAGAUGUUCCCCGGCCAAGAUCAAAACCGUGGUGUUUGGGCUGCUCCCUGUGCUCUCCUGGCUCCCCAAGUACAAAAUCAAAGACUACAUCAUCCCUGACCUGCUUGGUGGCCUCAGCGGUGGAUCCAUCCAGGUGCCACAAGGCAUGGCGUUUGCUCUUCUAGCCAACCUUCCUGCAGUCAACGGCCUCUACUCCUCCUUCUUCCCCCUCCUGACCUACUUCUUCCUGGGGGGUAUACACCAGAUGGUGCCAGGUACCUUUGCUGUUAUCAGUAUCCUGGUGGGUAACAUCUGUCUGCAGCUGGCCCCAGAGUCAAAAUUCCAGGUCUUCAACAAUGCUACCAACCAGACCUACGUGGACACGGCGGCCAUGGAGGCCGCGAGGCUGCAUGUGUCAGCAACGCUGGCCUGCCUGACUGCCAUCAUCCAGAUGGGACUGGGCUUCGUGCAGUUUGGCUUUGUGGCCAUCUACCUCUCCGAGUCCUUCAUCCGGGGCUUCAUGACAGCUGCCGGCCUGCAGAUCCUGAUCUCGGUGCUCAAGUACAUCUUUGGACUCACCAUCCCGUCCUACACAGGCCCAGGCUCCAUCGUCUUUACCUUCAUUGACAUUUGCAAAAACCUCCCCCACACCAACAUCGCCUCGCUCAUCUUCGCCCUCAUUAGUGGUGCCUUCCUGGUGCUGGUGAAGGAGCUCAACGCUCGCUACAUGCACAAGAUCCGCUUCCCCAUCCCCACAGAGAUGAUUGUGGUGGUGGUGGCAACAGCUAUCUCGGGGGGCUGUAAGAUGCCCCAAAAGUAUCACAUGCAGAUCGUGGGGGAGAUCCAACAUGGGUUCCCUACUCCUGUGUUGCCUGUGGUUUCACAGUGGAAGGACAUGGUUGGCACAGCCUUCUCCCUGGCCAUCGUGGGCUACGUCAUCAACCUGGCUAUGGGUCGGACCCUGGCUAGCAAGCACGGCUAUGACGUGGAUUCUAACCAGGAGAUGAUUGCCCUGGGCUGCAGCAACUUCUUUGGCUCCUUCUUUAAAAUCCAUGUCAUUUGCUGUGCUCUCUCCGUCACUCUGGCUGUGGAUGGAGCUGGAGGAAAAUCCCAGGUGGCAAGCCUGUGUGUGUCUCUGGUGGUGAUGAUCACCAUGCUGGUCCUGGGGUCCUAUCUGUACCCUCUCCCCAAGGCUGUGCUGGGAGCCCUGAUAGCUGUCAACCUCAAGAACUCCCUCAAGCAACUCGCCGACCCCUACUACCUGUGGAGGAAAAGCAAGCUAGACUGUUGCGUCUGGGUGGUGAGCUUCCUCUCCUCCUUCUUCUUGAGCCUGCCUUAUGGUGUGGCAGUGGGUGUCGCCUUCUCCGUCCUGGUUGUGGUCUUCCAGACCCAGUUUCGAAAUGGCUACGCUUUGGCCCAGGUCAUGGACAUGGACAUUUAUGUGAAUCCCAAGACCUACAAUAGGGUCCGGGAAAUCCAGGGGAUUAAGAUCGUCACUUACUGCUCUCCUCUCUACUUUGCCAACUCAGAGAUCUUCAGGCAAAAAGUCAUUGCCAAGACGGGUGUGGACCCCCAGAAAGUAUUGCUGGCCAAGCAAAAAUACCUCAAGAAGCAGGAGAGGGGGAGAACGAUGCCCACACAGCAGAGGAAGUCUCUAUUUAUGAAAACCAAGACUGUCUCCCUGCAGGAACUCCAGCAGGACUUUGAGAACCCCGCUCCCACCGACCCCAACAACAACCAGACGCCUGCGAAUGGCGCCGGCGGCGGCGGCGUGUCCUACAUCACUUUCAGCCCUGACAGCCCCCCAGCUUCCCACUGCGAGCCACCGGCCCCUGCCGAGACCCCCCGUGAGCCCAUUGACAUGCUGGCCAGCGUCCCGCCCUUCGUCACCUUCCACACCCUCAUCCUCGACAUGAGUGGGGUCAGCUUUGUGGACUUAAUGGGCAUCAAAGCCUUGGCCAAGCUGAGCUCCACCUAUGGGAAGAUCGGUGUGAAGGUCUUCUUGGUGAACAUUCAUGCUCAGGUGUACAAUGACAUUAGCCAUGGAGGCGUCUUUGAAGAUGGGUGUCUACAGCGCAACCACGUCUUUCCCAGCAUACACGACGCAGUUCUCUUUGCUCAGGCAAAUGCCAGAGAAGUGGCCCCAGGACGUGACUUCCAAGGGGCUCCAGUGGACCCUGAGAUCUCCUUAUAUGAUUCGGAGGAGGAGAGCCCCAGCUACUGGGACUUAGAGCAGGAGAUGUUCGGGAGCAUGUUUCACGCAGAGACUCUGACUGCCCUGUGAGCCCCAGCAGUUCCCAGGCUGCCUCCCGAGCGCAUGGCACCUGGGACUUCGUGAAAGAUGAGCCUGGGAUCACAGCAGAUGGCAGGGAAAGGACAGCACCUCCACCAGGAUGUCGGCUCCUCUCUCUUCUCCUCCUCCUCCUCUCUCGUCACCCUGCCUCCCUCCUGGCAUCUCUAGAGUGAGCCAGUCUCAAAAGCAGGGAAAGCUGGCCAGCAAGCAUCCUGUUUGCUCUCCAUGGCGGCUGACCAGAGGCCCUGACUGCUGGACGUGAAGCAUGAACCAAGAACAGAAGGGAAAGUGUGGAUGCUGACCUGGAGUGAAAGCUUCAGAAGUGUCCUUGGGCAUGCAUGGCUUGGUGUCACAUGGUGUCACCAAGCUGUCACAAGACACAGGAACAAAGUUGCUUAGGACUCUGUCACUUGCCCCUUCCAGCUGCCCCAACUCUGUUCCUGGUAGCUCUGCUCCUCUGGGACCUUGUACUCCCCACAACCCAGGAAUCUCUGUCUUGGUGAUUGUACAGUCUCCUCCUCACCUCCAGGCUGCUGGGACCUCCAGGCUAUUCAACACGUCAGACUCGAGCCUGGGGAGUAGCCAGGGCCCUCAAGGCCAGCAGAACUACCUCCCCAGGAGCAGUUCACCAAGGUAGCUGCCCCAGCUUCCUGAAACAUUACCAUUCCCCCUGCCCCCAGGGGCUGCUCCCUUCCACUUGAUAGUAGGAACCCAAAAGAAAGAGGAGGAUAGCUGGCAGAAUCCUCUGGCAACCUAGCAAUAGGUACCAGUUAUUCUGCACAAAAGCUUUUGGGGUUCCCUCUUUGUACCAGAGAUGGGGGUGGAGUGUUAGUGCCAACUUAGGGCAAACUAGUGGGACCUGAGUGAGCCUUGAAAGUCCCCCCUGACCUGACAGCCCAUCAGGGAAAUGCCUCCUCCACUUGGGAAAUCUGACUUCUCCUUCUUCACUUGGCAAGAGCCAAUGACUUUAACUCUUCCUUAUCAACUUGGGGCCUGAAUCCUUCAGCCAAGCAAGGGAGAAUGCCCCCCCCAAAGACCAGCUACACCCCCCACCUAGGCACAGAACAUGGAGAAGGGCUGACCCAGAUUGGGUCUUCCUCCACAGGGGUUCCUUAACAAACUCAGGACCUGAAGCCACCUCCUUCUAGGAAAGAUGAGAAGAGGGGUUAAGUUCUCUAGGAACAUAAGGAGGUAACUGGAGUGAGUUAAAAAUAAAUAGGUUUCAUGAGCAAGUGUUUGGGGAAAUUUCCAUGGAUGUGCACACAAAAAAAACUUUUUGGCCUCUCCCCACUGCUUCUCCCAAGCUCCUUCAACUUAAUGACCCCUGCCCAACAGGUUGGGCUGGCCCAGCCUAGAAAAAUGUACCAAUUCCUAACUUCAGCCUGACCUGCAUUGUGUGUGUGUGUGUGCGUGUGUGUGUGUGUGUGUGUGUGUGUGUGUAUGUUGAGUGAGCCAGUCAGCUAGCAAGUCUUCUUAGAGUUAAAGGAGUGGGUACUGACAAAGAGCCAACAGAUUCUUGGCCUACAAGCAUUGCUUCUGUGUGAAUUAUUAUGCCAUCUGGCUGCCAAUGGAGCUCAAAACUUGGAAGGCAGAAGACAAUGUUAUCUGGGAUUCACCAUGCCCAGCACUCAAAGUGCCAAAUUCCAGGAAGACAAGACCUUAGCCAAUGACAACUCACCCUCCCCUACUCCACCUCCUUCAGAGUCUAGCUUAGGCCUAGGAGGUGGAAAAAGAUCACAGAGUCUCAGGACAUCCAAGUCAAGAGAUCCCCUUUGAACCAAAUGUUUCUAUCCUUGGGGACUUGAUUAAGUCGCCAUUAACCACCAGGCCAGCCCCAGACUUAAUGGGGAUUACUGACUCAGGAUGGCCUGGAGUUGGAGCUCUUGGAGGGAUUCCACAACAUGUUCCAUUGGAAUUGGAAACACAGGGGGGUGGAGAAAGAUAUUAUAGAAAACUUCAUUUUUAGAAUACUUUGGAAAGAACACAGAUUCACAUAGACCACUCCCUGGAAAUGAUCGAAGCAGGAAAGGAGGGGAAGGUGGUGAAAUGAUCCAGAAUUUCAAUACUUUCAAAUAUUCUUAGUGAUACAGACCUGUGAUGUUGUGGUUCCUGGGAAAGCCAGGAUUCUUGAGACAUUUGUGUAAUUUAUUUAAUUUAAAUGCCUUUCUCCUUUUGUUCAUUUUGGUAAUAAAGUGC